Molecule: messenger RNA, 2544 nt
Organism: Charadrius vociferus (killdeer)
Lineage: Eukaryota; Metazoa; Chordata; Aves; Charadriiformes; Charadriidae
Gene: WDR36
Product: WD repeat domain 36
Exons: 22
Coding region: 91-2544 (817 amino acids)
Biological process (GO): rRNA processing
Cellular component (GO): small-subunit processome; Pwp2p-containing subcomplex of 90S preribosome
Molecular function (GO): protein binding
Source: RefSeq, a predicted model, not a curated record
UUAACAUUUUCGUUGCAGGUGAAUAAGCUUGGUAUUGUUGCUGUGAGUAAUGCUUUGCCACAAGACAUUACAUGUUUGGCAGCAGACCGCAUGUUGAUAUUUGCUUCGUACGACAAUAUUCUUCAUGCUUUUGCCAGGAACAAAGAGGUGGUUCAUACCUAUGAAGGUCACAAGGCAAGGAUACACCUUCUGCAGCCUUUUGGUGAUCAUGUCAUCUCUGUGGAUGUUGAUAAUGUCCUUAUUGUUUGGAAUACACAGUCAGAAGAGGAGUAUCUUCAAGUGGGUUUUGAUAAGGCCACUUUUGCAGUUUCUGCAAUUCUGCAUCCCAGCACCUAUUUAAAUAAAAUUCUGCUUGGGAGUGAACAAGGGAGCUUGCAGCUAUGGAAUAUAAAAUCCAACAAACUCUUAUACUCGUUUCCAGGGUGGCACUCUGCAGUCACAACUCUUGAACAAGCUCCAGCAGUGGAUGUUGUUGCAGUCGGUCUUGUAUCUGGUCAUAUCAUUGUACAUAAUAUUAAGUUUGAUGAAACUCUGAUGAAAUUUCAACAAGACUGGGGUCCCAUCACAGCAAUAUCUUUUCGUACAGAUGGACACCCAGUAAUGGCAGCUGGUAGCCCAAUUGGACACAUUGCUUUGUGGGAUCUAGAAGAGAAGAAAUUAAUGUGUCAGAUGCAAGAUGCCCAUUCCACUGCAAUAGCUGGUAUGUCGUUUGUCCCUGGAGAGCCACUUCUUAUUACUAAUGGUGCUGAUAAUGCUAUACGGGUGUGGAUUUUUGAUGGACCUGGUGGUACAGGACGUGUAUUGAGAAGUCGAAUGGGACAUAGUGCACCACCAACAAAAAUCAGAUACCAUGGGCAAAAUGGAGAGCAAAUUCUUAGUGCAGGUCAAGAUGGAACAUUGCAGUCUUUUUCAACAGUACAUGAAAAGUUCAAUAAAAGUUUAGGACGUGGUUCAAUUAACAAAAAGAAGUCGAAAAAGAAAGGUCUUAAGCUGGAUACAAUGGCACUUCCACCAAUUACAGUCUUUGCUUCAGAAGUGGCACAUCAGAGUGAUUGGGAUAGUAUUGUUGCCUGCCAUCAAGGGUAUAUAACUUGUACAACCUGGAACUAUCAGAAAACUUCCAUGGGAGCUCAUAAACUGAAGCCAGAAGAAUUUAGCAAACACAAGCCUAUUGAUGUAUAUGCAACAGCAGUUGACAUUACCUCAUGUGGGAACUUUGCUGUAAUUGGGCUGUCAACUGGACGGGUAGAUGUGUAUAACAUGCAAUCUGGCAUUCAUAGAGGGUGUUACGGCAAAGAAAGAGCACAUGAGGGAGCCAUUAGGGGGGUAGCAGUGGAUGGAUUAAACCAGUUGAUAAUCACAGCUGGUAGUGAAGGAUUAAUUAAAUUUUGGAAAUUCAAAACUAAAGAUCUAGUUUACUCCACUGAGCUUUCUUCUUCUCCAAGUGGAAUUCUGCUUCACAGAGACAGUGGUAUUCUGGGAAUUGCCUUUGAUGACUUCAGUAUUAGUGUUCUGGAUAUAGAAACAAGGAAGAUUGUCAGGACAUUCUCAGGACACCAUGGACGGAUUAAUGACAUGACUUUCAGUCCUGAUGGUCGUUGGCUAAUAACUUCAUCAAUGGAUUGUACCAUUAAGACCUGGGACCUUCCCUCUGGAUGCCUCAUAGAUUGUUUUUUGAUAGACUCCGCAGCUGUGAGCCUUGCUAUGUCUCCUACAGGAGAUUUUCUAGCUUCAACACAUGUGGAUGACCUUGGAAUUUAUUUGUGGUCAAACCGUUCCCUGUAUUCACUUGUCUCUUUACGGCCCCUUCCAGCAGAUUAUGAACCUUCCAUGGUGACACGCCCUAGCACCUGCCCUGUGCAAGAUGUGGAUGUGGUAGAAGAUGAAGAAACAUGUGAUGAAAUGAUAGAAUAUGUCUCACCUGAGCAAUUGGGAGAGCAGCUAGUGACCCUUUCCUCAUUACCAGAAUCAAGGUGGAAGAAUCUCCUCAGUCUUGAUAUUAUCAAGAAAAAAAAUAAACCAAGAGAGCCACCAAAAGUUCCAAAGUCAGCCCCUUUCUUCAUCCCAACGGUUCCUGGUCUUAUACCCCGAUACGUUGCUCCAGAGGAAGAAAAUGAUACACAGUCAAAGGUAGUAAACCUUGGAGUACUGGCACAGAAAUCUGAUUUCUACAUUCGUCUGGAAGAAGCCCUGAGCACUAAUGAAUAUACAACUCCACUUAACUUACUGAAAAGCUUGGGACCAUCUCAUAUUGAGAUAGAACUAAGGGGUUUGGCUCCUGAAGGUGGUGGCUCAACGGAGGUGAUGCUAAGCUUUUUGAGAAUGAUUGGGAUGAUGUUGAACAAGAAGUACAACUUCGAACUUGCUCAGGCAUACCUUGCACUAUUUUUAAAGUUACAUCUUAAGAUUCUCUCAUCAGAGCCAAACCUAUUGGAAGAAGUAUCCAGAUUAUCAACACAACUCAAGGAAACUUGGAUUCACUUGCAGACUCUCUUCAAUCAGAGUCUGUGUGUAUUAACAUACAUGAAAAGUGCUUUGCUGUAA